AUGACUAUUGAUUCGUUAGGUUUAUUGCUUAAAAGUAAAAAACAAAAAGGUGAUCCAAUAAAAAAUGAUGAAGAUAUCAAUAUAGAUUUGGAUGGAACAGCAACAACUAGGAAUAAGAUUAAUGUAGAAGUUAGGGAGAAAUCAAAUGAUAUAGCUGGUCAUGAUUUAAAUGAUCAGCCAACACGAUAUACAGAUAAACGAAAUUUAACUACAAUCGAAAUGCAGCCAAAUUCAAUAGGAGAAUUUAAUGGUCAAGGUGAUGUCGAACAAUGGUUAAAACAAGUUUUAGAAACAUUCGAUUCAUUUCAAUUAUUAUCAAGUGAACGAAAUAAUUUAAUUCCUGAUAUUUUAAGUGGUGAAGCACUUAUUUGUUAUUUUAAACAACAACAUCAUAUGCCAACAUUUAAUUCUUUUAUUCAAAAUGUACUUUAUCAUUAUGGAAAUAAAAAUUCACAACAAGAACAAGUAUCAUCAUUUACAUCUCCGUUAAAACAAACGAAACAAGAAGCACUGGAUGAUUAUAAAGAAACUGUCAUGGAAUCUCUUCAAAAUCAGAUGUUGAUUAGUAGUUUAGAAAAAUUACCAAAAUUUUCAGAUGCUGAAAAAUUUUUCCUUAUAUCUACUUGUUUGGAAGCUGAUGCACGUGAUUGGUUUUUUGAUAAUUUACAUUUGUUCAAUACAUGGACAUCAUUUGCACAAAACUUAAUUAAUACAUUUGAAUCGUCGGAAAAAGCAGAUAUUUCAUUUAAUCAAUUACAUCAUUAUCAACAAGAAGCUAAUCCUUCAAUGGAUGAUGCUACUAAAUUACAAUAUUUAAAGGAUGGUUUAAAACCAUCAUUACGUUUUGAUGUUUUGUUAAAAAAUCCACGAAGUACCGAAGAAUUGUUAGAAUAUGCUCAAAAAGUUGAAGAACUUAAAUCAUUAGAUGAAAAAGAUAAUAUUAUUGAUCAAGCUAUCAACAAGAAAACUAUAGAUUCGUUCACAGUAAUGUCGAAGAACAGGAAUGUUAGUCCAUCACAAACUAACCAACCAAGUCCAUCUCAACAAUUAGGUUUUAAUAAUUCGUAUAAAAGAAAUCAAUUUAAUAACAAUAACAAUUUAGCUCAACAACAUAUAACUAUUACAACAACAAAGGAAUGCUGUAUGGCAAUACCUAAAUCAUCUUAUCAAUGUUUUAAUUGUGGUGCAGAUGAUCAUUUUAUUCAUAAUUGUCCACAUUUUCAUCAGAGAGUUUUAAUGAAAAUUAUGUUUGAUUCUGGAGCAACAAAAUCUUUUAUCAAUAAAGUUGCAUUAAAACGAACAAAACAUCUACCAAUUGCUAGUAAUCAACAAUAUUAUUUGAUGGCAGAUGGUUAUACCACCUUUGAAGUAAUAGGUAUUGUGAAAAUAUUUAUUGAAUUUAGUGCAAUUAAAACAAAUAUUGUGGUGGGUAUUGUUAAUUCAUUAUACACUGAUUGUAUUUUGGGAAUGGAUUAUAUUAAUAAAUACAAAGUUAAUCUUAAUAAUGAAGAUAAACAAAUUCAAAUUCAUACAUUCAAAAAUACAAUUACAAUUCCUAUGGAAAAUCAAAUUGAUAAUGGUAAAAUAUUAUGUCGAUUAAUUAAUUCUACAUGUAUUUAUCCAUAUCAAGAGAAGAAAAUCCAAAUAGGUACACAAGUAUCGUCAGGACAAUUAUUAUUUUCCCCUGCAUAUCAUCUUACUCAUUAUAAAAAUUUAAUUAGUCCACAUGUAUUAAUAUCAAUUAUUAAUCACAGUGCAUGGAUUUCCGUUUAUAAUCCAACAUCAUCAACUUGUUAUUUAGAGUCAAAUAUUAUUAUUGGAACUGCUGCUCCGUCUUCAACUGUAGCUUAUAUCUCAAUCAUUUUAGAUAUACAAACACAAGACACAAUAGAUGAAAGUAAUGCAACAUCUUUAACAUCAAUUAAUGAACAAAAUAUUAAAAAUUUAAUUAUGCAUAUACAAGAUCAACAACAAUUUAUUAGUGUACAAGCUAUAUUAACAAGACAUCAUCAACUUUUUGAUACAACAACAACAACAACAACUAUUGCUGAAACAACAAAAGCUCAUGUUAUUCAUACCGAUAAAUUUCCAUUACCAAACUUUGAACAAGCACUUCAAUUAGUUGGGGAUCGCAAAUAUUAUACAAAAUUGGACUUACGAUCAGGUUAUUUCCAAAUUCCAAUUCGUGAAAAAGAUAAACAUAAAACAGCGUUUAUUACGCAUAUUGAUCAAGCAUUAUUAACCCUUGACAAGCACAAAUUCCAACUAAAUCCACAAAAAUGUGAAUUAAUUAGAAUAAGUAUUAAUUAUUUGGGUCACACUAUUAGUUUCAACGGCACAAAACCACUUCAAGAUCGAAUUGAAAAAAUUUUAUCUAUUCCACAACCAACAUCUUUAAAACAAGCAAAUGCAUUUAUAGGUGCUAUUGGAUGGUACCGUAAGUAUAUAAAAGACUAUACAAAACUAAUCGCACCAAUAUUGGCUGUUACAAAUUUAAUUACAAGAAACAAAUAUAAAUUCAAAUGGGAUACACCAAAAUGUGAAGCAUUUGAUCCAUUAAAAAAUAUUCUUAUUACUGAACCAUUAUUUUAA
This is a messenger RNA of Rotaria sordida, 2592 nucleotides long. The record is from the annotation of a GenBank genome assembly. NCBI's taxonomy places the organism in Eukaryota, Metazoa, Rotifera, Eurotatoria, Philodinida, Philodinidae.